UUAGGAGAUGAUAAUUGAACUCAUCAGAGCUGAUGUGAUCACCAAUCAAGACAGUAUAAAAGGAAGGGUUCUUAUCCUGGGAUUAAUGUAGGUAUCAGGAAAACACAACUGCCCGCCUCCCCUUAUGCAGGGGUUACCAAGAGUGUGGAAGCAUGGAGGAAGGUCGAAAUGAGAAGACAAACGAAGCUCACAUUCUCUUUGACCGAUUUGUCCAGGCUAGCACCUGCAAAGGAACACUGAAAGCUUUCCAAGAGCUUUGUGACUACCUGGAGCUAAAGCCCAAGGACUAUCGUUCCUUCUACCACAAGCUCAAGUCCAAGCUUAACUACUGGAAAGCCAAAGCCCUCUGGGCAAAACUGGAUAAACGGGGCAGUCACAAAGACUACAGAAAGGGAAAAGUGUGCACAAACACCAAGUGUCUCAUCAUUGGAGCUGGGCCUUGUGGCCUUCGCACAGCCAUUGACUUGUCCUUACUGGGAGCCAAGGUGGUGGUCAUUGAGAAGCGGGAUGCCUUCUCCCGCAACAACGUCCUACAUCUCUGGCCAUUUACCAUACACGACCUGAGGGGUCUGGGUGCCAAGAAGUUCUAUGGCAAGUUCUGUGCUGGGGCCAUCGACCAUAUCAGCAUCCGGCAGCUCCAGCUAAUCCUUUUGAAGGUUGCCUUGAUUCUUGGCAUUGAAAUCCAUGUCAAUGUGGAAUUCCAGGGGCUUGUAUAUCCCCCUGAGGACCAAGAGAAUGAACGAAUAGGUUGGCGGGCACAGGUACACCCCAAAACACACCCUGUAUCGGAGUAUGAAUUUGAAGUGAUCAUUGGAGGGGAUGGCAGGAGGAACACCUUAGAAGGGUUUCGUCGGAAAGAAUUUCGAGGCAAGUUGGCCAUCGCCAUCACAGCCAACUUCAUCAACCGCCAUACCACAGCAGAAGCCAAAGUAGAAGAGAUCAGCGGUGUGGCCUUCAUAUUCAAUCAGAAGUUCUUCCAGGAACUUCGAGAAGCCACAGGUAUUGAUUUGGAAAACAUUGUCUACUACAAAGAUGACACACACUACUUUGUCAUGACAGCCAAAAAGCAGAGUUUACUAGAUAAAGGAGUGAUACUGCACGACUAUGCUGACACAGAACUCUUGCUAUCUCGGGAGAAUGUAGACCAGGAGGCUCUGCUCAGCUAUGCCAGGGAAGCAGCCGACUUCUCUACCAAUCAGCAACUGCCAUCAUUGGACUUUGCCAUUAAUCAUUAUGGGCAACCAGAUGUGGCCAUGUUUGACUUUACCUGCAUGUAUGCAUCAGAGAAUGCAGCCCUGGUUCGGGAGCAGAAUGGUCAUCAGUUAUUGGUGGCCCUGGUUGGGGAUAGCCUGCUUGAGCCUUUUUGGCCGAUGGGAACUGGAAUAGCCCGAGGCUUUCUGGCUGCUAUGGACUCAGCCUGGAUGGUCCGAAGCUGGUCUCUAGGAAUUAGUCCCCUGGAGGUUCUAGCAGAAAGGGAAAGCAUUUAUAGGUUGCUGCCUCAGACUACUCCUGAGAAUGUGAGUAAAAACUUCAGCCGUUACAGCAUCGAUCCUGUUACCAGGUAUCCCAAUAUCAAUGUCAACUUCCUGCGGCCAAACCAGGUGCUUCAUUUAUAUGACACAGGAGAACUGAAAGAUGUUCACCUGGAAAUGGAGAACCUGGUGAACUCUCAAGUAACACCAAAGCUCUCUCGAAAUGAGUCUGUAGCUCGUUCCAGCAAACUGCUCGGCUGGUGCCAAAGACAGACAGAUGGCUAUGCUGGAGUGAAUGUGACAGAUCUUACCAUGUCCUGGAAAAGUGGCCUGGCCCUUUGUGCAAUUAUCCAUAGAUACCGCCCUGAUCUCAUAGAUUUUGAUUCUUUGGAUGAGCAUAACACAGAGAAGAACAAUCAACUGGCGUUUGAUAUUGCUGAAAAGGAAUUAGGAAUCUCUCCCAUCAUGACAGGCAAGGAAAUGGCUUCAGUUGGGGAACCAGACAAGCUAUCAAUGGUGAUGUACCUGACCCAGUUCUAUGAGAUGUUCAAGGACUCCAUCCCCUCCAGUGCUACUUUGGAUGCUGAAGAGAAGGCGGUCCUGAUUGCUAGUACCAAAUCCCCCAUCUCCUUCCUUAGCAAACUUGGGCAGAGCAUCUCCCGGAAGCGUACUCCCAAGGAUAAGAAAGAGAAGGACUUAGAUGGUGUGGGGAAGAGAAGGAAGACCAGUCAGUCAGAGGAGGAGGAACCACCUCGAGGUUACAGAGAAGAGAGGCCCACUCUGGUAAGCGCCCUAACCGAGAGGAGGAUUGACGUUGCUAUUGGUAACCAGAAUAAAGUGAAGUCCAUGGCUACCCAGUUACUGGCAAAAUUUGAGGAGAAUGCACCACUACAGUCCACCACUGGCAUAAGGAGACAGCCAAUUCAAGAGCGUUCUAUCAGCCAGCCAUCCCGCAGACAGCCUGAGCAGGGCCGCCCUGCUCCGAUACCUCAAUGGAAACAGCGACGGCGAAAGGAGUGUUCUCGGACAUGCCCGAAGAAAGUGAUUACACUUUCUUCUCCUUCCAUUCCACCUUCUUCUCGGUUAUACAGUCAACAGAUGUACAGGGAUCUUGAUGCUGACAACCGUGGCAAGCAGAGUCCCCACUCUGAAAGGCAAGAAACUGAACCUUCUCGUCGAUUUUUUGUUGAGCAAUGGGAGCUUUCCCUUAGCCUCCGUUCCUCCAACCGCCCCGCUUCACCCUCCUCUGACUCCCUCCGACAGAAGUAUAUAAAGAUGUACACGGGCGGAGUGAGCUCAUUGGCUGAGCAGAUAGCCAAUCAGCUUCAAAGGAAAGAACAGCCCAAAACCCUUCUAGACAAGAAGGAACUGGGUUCAUUGAAGAAGGAGUUCCCCCAGAAUAUAGGAGGCAGUGAUAUUUGCUAUUUCUGCCAUAAGCGAGUCUAUGUGAUGGAGAGGCUGAGUGCUGAAGGGAAGUUCUUCCAUCGAAGCUGCUUUAAGUGCGAAUACUGCGCUACUACCCUACGCCUGUCUUGCUAUGCAUAUGACAUUGAGGAUGGCAAAUUCUACUGUAAACCUCACUACUGUUAUCGACUUUCUGGAUACGCACAGAGGAAGAGACCAGCCGCGGCUUCUUUGUCUGGGAAGGAGACUAAAGGGCCCCUGCAGGACAGCGCCGCAGCAGACAGAACUGGCCGAUCCGACUCUGCCACUAGCUCAGCGGAGAGGACUCCAGGUUCAAGUGUGAAUGGCUUAGAGGAGCCCAGCCUUGCCAAGAGACUGAAGGGUACCCCAGAAAGAAUUGAGCUGGAGAAUUACAGACUGUCCAUGAAACAGGCAGAAGAACUUGAAGAGGUUCCUGAGGAAACCCUAGCAGAACACAAUCUGAGCAGUGUGUUGGACAAAGAGACUGAAGAGGACGUGGCAAGCAGUAGUUCAGAGUCUGAGAUGGAGGAGGAAGAUGAGGAGGAAGAAGAGGAAUCCCAUCUUCCCCCUUCAGACCUGGGAGGUGUACCUUGGAAGGAAGCUGUUCGCAUCCAUGCUCUUCUAAAAGGGAAGAGUGAAGAGGAGCUGGAAGCCUCAAAAAACCGUGAGCCUGGGAAUGAAGAAGAGGAGGAAGAAGAAGAGGAAGAGGAGGAGGAAGAGGAGGAGGAGGAAGAAGAAGAAUCUAGUGAAGAGGGAGAGUAUUGCCCCUGGAAGAGAGAGCUCCAGCAAAGCCACUGGCUUCAGCAUAACUCAAAUGAAGAGGAUACGGGUACAUUUAAAGCGGGGAAUCUGAAGCUACAGCAGAUUGUAAAUCUAGUCGAUCCCCUGGAGAUCCAGGCAGAUGUACACUGGACACACAUUCGUGAGAAAGAGGAGGAGGAUAAAAUGGUGUCUACCUCCAGGUCCUCCAGUUCCAGAGCCCCGUUUGAUGAAAAUGAUCUGGAGGAAGAUGUGGACACCGAGCCUGCAGAGGUAGAGGGAGAGGCAGCAGAGGAUGGAGACACCGGAGACACUGGUGCCGAGCUAGAUGACGAUCAGCGCUGGUCUGAUGACAUCCCAUCUGAUGCUGAAGCCGAGUUGGGUUUACAGUCCCAGGAAGCAGUAAAAACAGAACUGAAGCUUGAGGUGUCAGAGAAGGAAGAGGAGCGGCCAACCUCCCUACCAUCCCAGCAAGGAGAAGGUCCUUCUCCACAUUCUAGUCCUGGCAAAUCUCCUCUAGAAAGUACUGAUCUACUCUCCACGGUUAGCAGAGCCAAAGCAGAGGACAUCCAAUCCCCCUUCUCUUCAGUUUUCAAUAAGGAGAAAUCUCCAGAGGAGCGCUUUUUCCCAGAUAUAUUCCUUGUCAAAGAAAAGCCAGAAGCUGAAAUCCCUGUUGAUCAGAAGGUUUUAAGUACUCCUACGACAUUGUCUCCUAUCCGAUCCCAGCCAGCAGCACUGCCAGAAGCCAUCAUGACCACUUCCCCAGUUAUAUCCCGACCCGUGUCCCCUUCAAUGACUUCAACUUCACCUUCCACACAACUUCCCAUCUGCUCUCAGCCCCAGCCUUCCUCUGAAACAUCCAUUCCAUCCCCCACAGAGUCACCUAUAUGUUUCCAACCCAGUCCAAUAAUAACAUCCACUCCUUUGGUCUCCCUCACCUGUAAAGAUCAAGAUGAUUCAGUGGAAAAGCCGCGCAGCCCUGGUGCCACUGAUGAAUCCAUAAAACGGAAUGACCUCGUGGAGGAAUUUUGGUUAAAGAGUGCUGAAAUACGCAGGAGCCUCGGGCUCACCCCAGUGGAUAGAAAAAAGGGUACCGAACCGAGUUUCACUUUGCCCAGCCUUGAGUCUGUGUCCCUGAAAUCAUAUCCAACCAAGAAGGUGUCUCAGGAUGAAGAAAUCCACCUUUUAAAACCCCAGCCUUCACCUAGAAGGCCAGGCAUACCAAAGUUAGAUAGCGAUCAGCCAUCACUGCUGACUCCUAAAUCACCAUCUGAGAAAGAGCUGAAAAGCUUGAUCCAUGAUGAAAGGAAAGACUUGUCCAGCAGCUCUGGCCUGGGUCUUCAUGGGAGUUCCUCCAACAUGAGGACCUUGGCCAGUCAGAGCUUCAAUACUUCGGACUCAACUAUGCUGACACCACCUUCAAGCCCUCCUCCUCCCCCACCGCCAGAUGAGAAACCAGCAACUCUUCGAAGAAAGAAACAGGCUGCCUGGCAGAAUGAAACUGAAUCCAAGCCCUCACCUACCCCUGCCCCUGUAGGCCUUGCUCGGCCCCACCAGGAACCAUCCCAGCCAUCCAGAGAAGAGGUGCGGAAGUCAUUUGUGGAAAGCGUUGAUGAGAUUCCUUUUGCUGAUGAUGUGGAGGACACAUAUGAUGAGAAGACAGAAGACACAAGCUUCCAGGAAAAGUUCUUCACCCCACCCAGCUGUUGGCCCUCCUCAGAAAAACCUCUCUACCUACCCUUGGCCAAAGAGAAUGGCAGGUUGCCUGCUUUGGAAGGUAAGUCCCAACAAGAAAAGAGGGGGCUGCCUGUGGUGUCUCCAGAAGCCAAGGAACUGGCCAAAGAGCGGAUGAGAGCCAGAGAGAAAUCUGUGAAGAGCCAGGCAUUGCGAGAUGCCAUGGCCAAGCAGUUAAAAAAGAUGAAAGAGAUGGAGAUGACAGCUUCCACUGUGGCUGGAACCUCUAGGAUCUCAAGCAAAGCAUCUUCCUUGCCUUCCAAGGUGAGAGAGCAGCUGGUCUCAGAACCCCUAAAGCAGUCAGCCCUCAGAAGAUCUGAGGUGCCCACCCUAAAGCACGAAGCAACCAGUGAGGAGUUCUUUUCCCCUCCAUCCGAUUCAGGAGGCCCUGAUGGCUCUGUCACAUCCUCUGAGGGUUCUAGUGGAAAAAGCAAGAAAAGAUCUUCACUCUUCUCCCCUCGAAAGAGCAAGAAAGAGAAGAAGUCCAAGAAUGAGGGCCGGCCACUAGAAAAACCCAGUGGGAAUGUCCUGGAGGAAUCAACUGCCAAGCCUAAGUCUUUAUGGAAAUCAGUAUUCUCAGGGUACAAGAAGGACAAGAAGAAGAAGGUAGACAAUAAAUCGUGCCCCAGCACUCCAUCCAGCGGUGCCACAGUGGACUCUGGGAAGCGUAAGAUGUCUCCUAUGGUUAGAACAGAGCUGCAACUACGUCGACACCUCAGUUUCUCAGAGGACUCUGAUCUCUCCAGUGAUGAUGUCCUGGAGAGGUCCUCCCAAAAGUCCAAGCGAGAGUCGAUUUAUGUACCACACGUCUUGGCAUUCAAGAGAUCAUAUUCAUCAAAGCCGAGGACCUACACUGAGGAGGAGCUCAACGCCAGACUGACCAGGCGCGUGCAGAAGGCUGCUCGGAGACAGGCUAAGCAGGAAGAACUCAAGCGAUUACAUAGAGCCCAGAUUAUCCAACGACAGCUGGAGCAGGUGGAAGAGAAGCAAAGGCAACUAGAGGAGAGAGGAGUUGCGGUGGAAAAGGCUCUCCGUGGAGAAGCAGACUAUUGGGGAGAGUCUUAUUACAGUGACAUCAUCGACUUGCAUCUGGGUGGCAUGGGGAAGAAGGAUGAUCCAAAGCUGAUGCAAGAGUGGUUCAAGCUGGUACAAGAGAAAAAUGCUUUGGUGCGCUAUGAGUCGGAGCUUAUGAUUUUCGCCCGUGAACUAGAGCUAGAAGACCGGCAGAGUCGAUUACAACAGGAGCUCCGGGAACGGAUGGCUGUGGAAGAUCACUUAAAGACGGAUGAAGAGCUAUUGGAAGAGAAGAGGAUUCUGAACGAGAUGUUAGAGGUGGUGGAGCAGAGGGACUCUCUGGUGGCCCUGCUUGAAGAGCAGAGGCUUCGAGAAAAAGAAGAAGACAAGGAUCUGGAGGCCGUCAUGCUGUCCAAAGGCUUCAACAUGAACUGGUCCUGAGUAUCUGCUCACUCUCGCUGGUUGGUCUUUCGUAGCCGUUCGGCCUAGGCUGGGCUCUCCAGAAACCCCUAGCUUGAGAGAUCUGAGAAGGUCUGGCAUUUUCUGAGAGCGUACUUUCAAGUAUCCAUGUGCCUCUUCAACAGCGGAAUUGAGCCUCAUGCAUUUUGGGGAAAAACCUGAGCAAAGUUGCUUAGCUGAGCGAGUCCGGCCACCCUGGAGAGUCCGGCCACCCUGGAGAAUCCGGCUCAAGGGGCCCACCUGAGAUACAUGCACGGGGAGAAGGAAGAGCACAGAGUGAUUGCCACUUAUUAUGGAAAACCCUUUAUCCUUCCAGAUGGACUACAGUUGAUCCUUUUCCCAUUUCCUCCACUAACCUGUUCAACUAGAGAAGGAAGUGAAGAGACUCCCUCUUUGUUGACAUCACUGCUACUAUGGAGUUAACUUCCUAUUGUGGAGAAAUCUAAGCAGCCAAAGGGAGCAGCAGUUUUACCUAUUCUUCCUAUAAUCCCAUGAAAGAAACCUAAAAAACACACCCCACCCUGAGAAUACCCAAGAGAAUAAAAAUACCAUUGUCAGGCUGGGGUCUAGCCAUCCAUCUUGGAGGUCAGGGAUGGUGACUAAGAGCUCUCUCUAAGGAGGUCUCCAGAGUUAGCUCUACAAGUGAAGAGGGUACCUAAGGGAACAACCCCACACCACAUGAUUUAGAGAACAUUCAUUUAGAGUGUGUGGCCCAAGCAUCCCAUGGCCCAGACACUUCCUUCCCUGUGGCAAGGACCCCAGGCUUGGGGAGUGCUACCUUUCACCUUUGUUUUGAAUUGCAACUAUUUUGACACUGGAAAAUACUGACUUUGAGGGACGAGGGGGUCUAGGUCCCAGGUUUCAGACCCCAACUGAGGGCUGCCUCAGGACAGAAAGUUAUUGACACUAUUCAGUACUUUAAGUUGGGAAAGGAGAAUAUGUUUUCCUUAAUUUUUUCCUGUGUUUGCACAAUGAAAAUGAAGCAAAGACCUGACGGGACCCUCGGUCACUUUGAACCUUUUUUUUUUUUCAAUUAACUUAUUUUUUUUAAUACUUGAAAAGAAGCAAGUUCGCUUUUUAUAUCUUUACAAGAAACACAAAUCAUCCAUUGCUCGAAUGAGGGAUAUGUCUUACAUCAUUCAUCAUCCAAUCAGCAACUGACUGAAGUCUUGGUUACAUGCGUCUAUUUAUUCAUGUCCUUCAUGAUAUUUCUAGCCUGUUAUUCUGGUUGGCUUCAGGGAAUAGAACAUGACCCUGUUGUGGCCUAGUUUUUUUUUUUUUGGUUGGUUUUUUUUUUAAUCUGAUGGCUUGUUCUGUGCCCUCUUGUGUGUCCUGUUCUGGCUGAGACCUAAUCUUGGUGCCAUGCCUCCUCUAACUUAGAGAAUAGCAUGUCUCCAGGACGCAGCUUUCCCUUUCCCUCUGUGCUUCAGAUUUGCGAAUGGGUAGUAGUCAUGUAUCAGAGAAUAUAUUUCCAUUAAUAUUCAAGACAAAGCCAAGAUACCGAGCUUCUGUCCCCUAACCCAAGCCUACUCUUGGUUUCUCUCCCAUUGUGAGAUCCUGGCUCUGAAAAAGCUGCGCUUCUUAUAUGUGACACCAAGGGUUUCUCCUACCAAAAAUACACUUAUAAAAGAAGGUAGUGGAGUUAACCUUCUUUCUUGACUAGGCUGAUUGACAUUGGCGCAUCUUAAUCCAGUGGGUAGGGCCACACUAAGGAGAGUUCCUCAUACCAAGCCCAUCAUAAAGAAAUGCACUAGGUACAGCAAGACUUUACUGGUAGGUUUGGGCAGACUUUCCAGGCAAACAGAUGAACUGCAUUUGCUCCCCUCUCCUCCAGAAUGAUAGAGAGGAAACAAGCCUUAGAAUCCUAGAGUUGAUUAGCAGUAUACAAGCAGCAGCUUGAACCAAGCUCACUACAGUUUACCAGAGUUCACCCCAAAGCUAGCUUCUCCAAGUUCCCAGUUCCACUGGCUUAGACCAACCCAGGAGUCUGCUGUCACCGGGAGUAUGGUGAACUCAGGGAAGAUGUCGUCUUUGCCAGACCAGGUGUACUCUUGAUUAGACUGAAUGAUGUCCAUAGAGAACUAAAGCCUUGGCACGUCUUGGAAGCAACCCAUGGAUAAGGCAAGAGUCAGAUCUGACCUUGAAAUUUAUGUGGGGGAUCAUUUUGUGCCUCAACCAUAACAUCCUCCUUGGACUUGAGUUUCCUUAUCUAUAAAAUGCGGGGGAUCGACUAGAUGGCCUCUGAGGUCCCUUCCAGCUCUAAAGCUAUGAGCCUUUUAACAAUAAAGGAGCAAAGAUUUUGUCCCUAAAUUCUUUCUGUCUAAAAGCUGCCAUCUUUCCUAUGGAAAUCCCCCAUUGACAAGCUGCUAGAUAUUACCACGAGUUCUGACUUUUAUCCCUGUCUCCCAUAUUUCCAGUAGAGAAGUCUCUGUUUUCGCUCCCUUUUCUCAAAAAGAAAGAUGUUUGGUACUCUGCCUUUGAGUCCCCCAGCUUUCCAUGAAAAGGGGACCCACCUGCCCCCACCUGAUCCCCCGUAGUGUAUUGGACACUACUCUAUGUGGCCUUCUCACUAAUCUCACCAUCACCACCCCAUUGGUCAAGAGUUAAGCACCAAUUCAGGAUUAAAUCCUAAAUUAAAAGGAUUAAAAGAAUCCUACUUAAACGGAUGUCAUAGUGGUGGUGGUAUGCUUCAAGUAGUCUAAAGCAGAUGUCACUUUUAGAAUGUGAAUAUUCACCCUACUGUGUCCUGUUAAAUCACAGUCUGCUGCAGUCUCGGCCAGGGGAUAGUGGUGUGCUAAACAUACUAUGCAUAUAGUAGGGGCUUAAUAAAUGUUUAUUAAAUUGAAUUUGCAGAACAUAUUAAAAAAAAACUACAAGCCUGCAAAAUGUUCCCUAGUCCUUCCAGUCAACAGUAUUAUGACUUCAGUGUGGUCAGUGGCAGGAAAUGUAUCAAUUACCUGCAAAACUUCUGUUUUAUAUUUCCUGCCUUUGUUCAGAGUCUUACUUACUCCUUACAAAGGAGCCUGAGCUCCUUUGAGUCCAGAAUGAUAUUUUUCCGGCUGUAGAAGUUUUUUAAGUUCCCAUUUUUUGUUAACCACUAUUUUGCAAAUUUUCUUAGUACACUGGCAACAUGAGUAGCAUGAAGUUUCCCAGUUCUGGAAACACAUCUUAUCCUCCUGCUAGGCUUUCUCUCUGAAAAACAGGAUCCCUGAUUCAACAGAAAUUCCACAAUUGCUUUUAGUGAACACAAGCACAAAAAGACAUAACCAGCCAUCUAACAGCUUGGGGGUAACAGGAUCUCCAUUGUUUGAAGGAGAUGCUCUUUGCUUCUGAGUCUCAACAGAUCACUUAGCAAUAUGGCUAGGUACCUCUCUUGAUUUGUGAUCCUGCCCAUGCUCAAACCGGUGCCAUCACUCUGUGACAGUGCCAUGAGUUUGGAAUCUUGCUUUGGUACCUUGCUCCCAGACUGAUUCUAACCAGCACCAAUGGAACAAUAAUCCACUCCCAUCAAGCAGAGGAAUUAUUUUUGCAAUAGGGUGAGGAGGGGGGAGAGUAGAAGAGGGAAGACAUUGGACGUGCCUGACCAAUAAAAAUGGUCCAUUUUAUGCACGAUAAAAGUUUUAAAAAUACAUGGUGUAUUUUUUAGGUAUUUUAGUGACUAUAGUUAACCACUCUGCAUUUCCUUCACUGUAAUAUCUUAUUCAGGCAAGCAGACACAGCUGUCUGAGAAAAGCCCAUAUUCACGUAUUUUACGUAGAUACAUAUAUUCAUGUAUGUAUACAUGUGCAUACAUUGGAAAAUACAUGUUUUGUAAAGAGCAUAACUUUUAUUGCCACUUGUUCCGUUAGUCCAUCUGUAAAACUCCUUUCUCAUCUCUUAAACUCCCACACAAGGCAGUAUCUGAUCAAGUCCAUCCUGGUCAAAAGUGAACAGCCCUCUAGUGAGUGGGACCACACAACACAGUUCAUAAACAGUUAAAUUAUUCAUUUUGUCCUAGAUCCCAAUCCAGGAAGUAUCAUGAGGGGAAAUGACCCCAGCUCCAGACAUUGGUUUACCAUCUUUAGCACAGUUAAGCAAAUGAGCUGCUACCCCAUAGUUUCAAAACACAUUCAGCUGAUAGGUCCCUAGAAUGGGCUAAGUCCAGUCUUCCUUGGUUGAAAGUCAGUCCAAAUAAAGAAAAAUGAAAGGAAUUCAAAGAUUUCUUCAUUCAUCUCCACCUGAGGCCUUCUCUGCACCUUUUUCCGAUGAUUCUUCUGGCAUAAGAUAAGAUGUCACCUGCCUCCUCACUCUAUUCCCACCUAUUCCUCACUCUCCUGGUAAAUUAAGACUUCUCUCCAAAUUCAGUUUGCUUCUCUGAAACAUGGUUGGUUCCAUGAUCACCAGCAAAACUACACACAAAGCCUAUUUUUCAGUUGGAGAAUAAGGUUAUAGCCCAGUAUGACAAAUGGAGGCAAGCCUAGGAAAGGUGAAUUAGAGGUCAUCACCAUGGAUGCAUUCUGGAAGCUAGAGCAGCUGGUUAUCUAGGUCUUUGCCUCAAGGGAAAGGGAAUCUACCAGCUGUUCCAGAAAUGGCAGAAGUGGCACAGGAUGCGGAUGAUGUAAAGGUCUUAGGAAGGAAAGCAAAGAACAUUACCAAUGAGUUUGGACAAGCAAAGAGAAGUCCUGACAGGCUCCACUGCUCAUUAAUGGGAUUUUGUUACCCAGCUUAGUUUUUUAUUUCCAAGAUGAAAUCAUCUCUUCUCUAUUCUUAAAAUAUGUAGCAUCUGAUCGCUGUGACUCUGAGAGUCAAUCAACCUAGUGCUGUCUUAUAGGGAAUAGAGGCAUUUCUUGUAGAGACACUACAGUAGCCAGGUAAGAAGGAAGGCCCGGGGUGAAUACCAUCUAGUAGCAAGCACCCAUGGACUGAGGAAGAGGAAAAGCCACCAUGGAGUAGUGCCAAACUCUUGAUCUAACCUCCUACACUCCCAGGCUCUGCUGGUCAUCAUACCUAGUUAAAAUGGACUAAAAUAAUAGUGCAACUGGGCAGGAACAGAAGUGCAGAGAAUUAUCUUUUCAUUUUCUAUUUUACCAGCCUUAAUAGUCAUUGUUUGGGGGCAAAAUGAGUCCUCUUAAGCCUUCCAAACCCAUUCCAUCUCUUCUGUCAAGGUUGUCCAAAACAAUGGGUGUAGAACCCCUUCAGUGCUAUCCAGUGAGGACAAAAGGGUGGAAUAGGCCAAAGUGUUAGAAUGAAAAUAGUGUCUCCUACUCAGAUUAGUCCUCUUCAUAAGCACCAGCAGUGAGCACUAGAGACCUCGUUUUGUUGGUAGCACCAGAUAGUUAAACUGCCUUGAUGAGAGCCACUUGGUGUGUUUUCAUGAAACCCCAGUAGACUGCCCCAAGACUUUGUUACAUGUGUGUUUCUUCCAUUCUCUAAAGUGAAUGUGGCUCCCUUCUUUACAUGUGUUAUCUUGGCCAGGUCCCUCAGUAUGAGGUUAGCCUGCAGCUGAUCGAACUCUUCAUCCAGUCUCCACAACAGCUGUUGCUUCAAGCACAGAGAAGUAUGUGCCAGUGGCUGCUGCCUUAGAGGGCCACUUGUUGCUAAUAGGCAGAGCAGAGGACUAUUAUAAGAUGUAAUUCUCUCCUCAGUCCUCCGCCCUUUUGGUCCAGGCAUGACUUUCUUAACCUAGGAGCUGUCACUCUCAAAUUUUACAGGAUUCAGGAUCUAAGCAAGAGCAAAAUCUGACACUUAGGCCUUCACAAUAGCCAACUAUAGAGAACAUCCCAAUAUCCAAGAAUAAAAUUCAGUACACCCUAAAGAGGGUUGUCUGGCUCCAUGCAGCUUCCACAGGGAAUCAUUUAGUCACCCAUGUUAGGAAAGUUGGAUCUCAUAUGACCAAGUUUUAGUAGCUGCUACACAGGUCUGCCAGACUGCUACUAGAUUUCCCCAAAAAGGCCUUAGGCUGAAAGGUUCAGGGUCCCCCAUUGCAUCCUGGGUCAUCUCCAGUCAUCCUGGUGAAU
Molecule: messenger RNA, 12859 nt
Organism: Trichosurus vulpecula (common brushtail)
Lineage: Eukaryota; Metazoa; Chordata; Mammalia; Diprotodontia; Phalangeridae
Gene: MICAL3
Product: microtubule associated monooxygenase, calponin and LIM domain containing 3
Exons: 40
Coding region: 153-6845 (2230 amino acids)
Molecular function (GO): protein binding; FAD binding
Source: RefSeq, a predicted model, not a curated record